This is a messenger RNA of Lasiosphaeria miniovina, 186 nucleotides long. RefSeq lists its product as uncharacterized. The record is from RefSeq and is a predicted model, not a curated record. Lineage: Eukaryota; Fungi; Ascomycota; Sordariomycetes; Sordariales; Lasiosphaeriaceae. Bases 1 to 186 code for a protein of 61 amino acids. The transcript is spliced from 2 exons.
AUGCCGUCAUGGACGGGCAUCUUGUCAUCAAAGCCCAACUACACAGUCAUCCGCGGGCCCAUGUAUACGCAGCCGACUGCCAACUUCAUCCGCAAGAUGAAGAAACUCCAGGCUGUCAACCUGGAUGAUCAUGAGGAGGACCCAUGUGAAGAGCCGAGCUUCGGCGGCGGGCCGAGGGGGCGAUAA